UAUAAUUAAAAUGAAGUUUUAUUAUUAUGUAAUGAGCCUGGUCUUCUCGCUGUGUCUCACAAUCACGUCUGUUAAAUGCCAAACAACAAAAUCAGGGAUAUGUAGCAAGGAAGGGGAGGAGUUAAAAUGCUGUACAGAUUACGUGAAAAAUGGAGAUAAGUGUAUCGAAUGUAUCGGGUAUUUCGGACCUCAGUGCAACAAAGAAUGUGUACCUGGGUUUUAUGGUUUUGGAUGUCGGGACAAAUGCAAAUGUGAUACGUGUGACAGAAUAAAUGGAACAUGUCUACAGAGUUCAACAGUCAAUAAUAUGAAAUUGAAAGGCAUCUCAUUAGAAAGCUGGUUACUAAUAUUAUUUGGCGUUGUGGUAAUCAUCGGUUCCUUGGUUGUUGUGUUAGUAAUCAACUUUGUACGAAAAAGGUCAUCUCACACGAUUCAAGGAGAGCAGGAAACCAAAGUAAAGAAAAUCGAAAAUUACACAGAAGAUGACUGGGAAUAUGAAAUGUCCUACGAUGACUUAAGAGAAUCACAGAUGAUUGUUGAUGAGAUAGCCCUUCCAACCAGAAGGCACGCAACGAACACUGAAUCUAAUAAACAAUCUAUAUCUUCCUUGUAUGCAGUACGACAUAAAUAUUGAUAUUAUUUUCUGUUACGUAAUAUGUAAAAGAACCAACAACAUAUAUGUAAUAAUGCUGAAUAGUAUUUUCUUUCCUUUUUCCACUUUUAAAGUUUUUUUUAAAUUGGAAGGAAACAUCAUGCAAAUAAAUUCUCACUUGCAUCUGGGCAUAAAUGAAAAAUAUAUAACAAUUAUAGAUAUGAUACGUGUUUUCCAUU
This is a messenger RNA of Saccostrea cuccullata (small rock oyster), 831 nucleotides long. RefSeq names its product multiple epidermal growth factor-like domains protein 10. Lineage: Eukaryota; Metazoa; Mollusca; Bivalvia; Ostreida; Ostreidae. The transcript is spliced from 6 exons. Bases 11 to 634 code for a protein of 207 amino acids. The record is from RefSeq and is a predicted model, not a curated record.